This is a messenger RNA of Aspergillus puulaauensis, 2142 nucleotides long. RefSeq names its product mitochondrial distribution and morphology protein (gene MDM31). Gene Ontology annotation, biological process: mitochondrion inheritance. The record is from RefSeq and is a predicted model, not a curated record. Lineage: Eukaryota; Fungi; Ascomycota; Eurotiomycetes; Eurotiales; Aspergillaceae. Gene Ontology annotation, cellular component: mitochondrial inner membrane. Bases 1 to 2142 code for a protein of 713 amino acids. The transcript is spliced from 3 exons.
AUGUCUGGUAUCUUCGGACGCAAGCUGUACACGACCUUCUGGGAGACGGCAAGUCCGUUUCUAGGACGAGGGUUGCGCGUCAAUCGCACUCAAUAUCUCCCCGAUACAGUCUCCGAACCCGCCCACGACUUUGUCUUCAAAAGACAUGCCAAAAGGUUUUCAACCGCAGCCCCCCGCAAGACAAAACAAAUCACACGGCGGUUCGCCUCUGGAAGCUUCCUUGUCCUCGGUGUCUCUCCCAGUUCUCCUGCAGUAGAGACUGGGGCAACAUGUGCAAUCACUUCAGAAAAAAUUUCCUCGCAUAGGAAAUUUCCAUUUGAUAGACGGCUUCCACAGACCAUAUCUUAUAAUAUACAAACACGGGGCUUUCAAACGAGAAAGGAUAACGCUUUGAAAACAAGCACACGAACCGACGCUAGCAACAAACCAGGCGCAAAAGAUGCUGAAAAUGAUCAUGGAAAGGAAGCACCGGGCGCAAAAACGAUGAAUCGUUGGAAUAAACACGAAACUGCUCCGUCGAACCGGCAUUUAAUCAACCGUUUACCACAUAUGCCGCACAUCCAUCGCCCCACGAAAGAGGAGCUAUUGGCCGCUGCAACUGGUUUCUGGUCAAGACUCAAGGUACGAUUCAAGUGGUUUUCUAUUCGAAGUGUCCGUCCAUUCAACCUUGAUGAAAUAACCGCGCUUUUCUCUUGGGUCCUUUUGGGCCAUGUUGUCUGGAUUGUUUUGGGAACAACGACUUUCUUCUCCUUGUUAAUCAUUGCGAUAAAUACCGUGUUUGCUCAAGAAACUCUGGCUGGAUGGAUUGGUAACUAUCUUACCAAGUCAUCUGGUGUUAAAGUGGUAUUCGAAUCUGCUAUCGUCCCUAAAUGGAGGGAUGGCGUGAUUACUUUCAAGAAUGUCUUUGUAUCGAGGCGGCCUGGUCAAGGAACUGGCCAUGUCAGCAAAGGCUCCUCGAAGACCGCUGCAGCCGCCGCCGCCGCUGCCCUAAGUGACCAGGCUACCACCGAUUUGACAGAACGCGGCCCACUGGAGGAGGAAGAAGACAUCAAUUACACACAAUUUGACGUUUCAAUAGAAACGGUGAAUGUAACACUAUCAUUCGGGAGGUGGAUAAAUAGUAAGGGGCUUCUUCGCGAUGUCGAAGUGAAAGGUGUACGGGGUGUGGUUGAUCGCAGAUCCGUCUAUUGGUCGGACGACUCACUCGAUCCCAAAUCAUAUCGUCACGAGCACAAUCCUGGGGAUUUUGAAAUUGAUUCGUUUAAAAUGAGCGAUCUGCUUGUGACAGUUUAUCAGCCUAAUAACUUUAGACCAUUUUCCGUGAGUAUAUUCUCCUGCGACCUUCCCCAACUAAGGAAGCAGUGGCUGUUCUAUGACUUCUUAUCAGCCAACAUGAUGUCGGGGUCAUUCGACAACUCGUUAUUCACAAUUCAUCCACGCCAAACGCAUAGCUUCACCGGUGCGCAACUGGACAACGGGGCAGGGGAUGACGGUAAACCGACGCCUUGGAAAAAGCACAGCAGAAUACGAAUUGAUGCAUUGAACAUUGACCACCUUAACCGCGGCGUAGAGGGCCCAUUUGGGUGGAUUCACGAAGGGGCCGUGGACAUUGUUGCCGAUAUCAUGUUCCCUGCCGACAAUGACGAGAGCAUUGCCAAGGUGAUGGCCGAUCUUUACGACCGAUUAGAAGCCACUGUCACCUCGAAUCAGUAUACCGAAGACUCAACCUUACACGAGUCAAAUGAGCCGGAUGAGGCCAGAGUCAGUGAUGACAGGCGCUUCUUAGUCACAGACCUGCGACUACAUCUUAAUAACGUCAGAGCCGUUGUUCCAAUAUUUACGCGAGAUCUGUCCUACAUCAAUAACGCGCUGAUUAGGCCCAUUGUCGCCUAUAUUAAUUCGCGGCGCACUUUCAUUCCUGUCAACUGUCGCCUGGUGAAAAAAGUGGGAGAUUUUGAUGGCAGCUGGACCAUCUAUGAUAGCGGCCUCAUGGAUGAUCUCUCGGCAGCUGUAUACGAUGCAUUUGCUCACGAUGUUGUUGAUGAGCAGGCACGCAAGCGUCGCUUCAAGAAAGUUGGCUUCUGGUCCCUUCAAUUGGCAGCGCAAGCGAUUUUUAUGGGGAUGGCCGGGAAUAUAGCUUAA